Neodiprion virginianus is the source of this 6616-nucleotide messenger RNA. It is a transcript of the gene ChAT, whose product is annotated as choline O-acetyltransferase. Gene Ontology annotation, molecular function: choline O-acetyltransferase activity. The coding region runs from base 108 to 2189 and encodes 693 amino acids. The transcript is spliced from 12 exons. Gene Ontology annotation, biological process: neuromuscular synaptic transmission; acetylcholine biosynthetic process. The record is from RefSeq and is a predicted model, not a curated record. Gene Ontology annotation, cellular component: neuron projection; cytoplasm. Lineage: Eukaryota; Metazoa; Arthropoda; Insecta; Hymenoptera; Diprionidae.
GGUGUGCGCGGUGAAGGAGGACCACAAUAUCCAUCGAGUGGUUGCACCAAUAUUUCAUUACGAAUUGAUUUUUAACAGUGGUAAAAUAAAAAUAGUAUCUCGGUAUCAUGGCUGAUUUUCGUUCACCAAAAAACAACAGCGAGUGUGAGAAGGCUUGGUUUUCGAAAAAAACUACCCCACGGAUAACACCAUACAGAGUGGAUUUAACAAAAUAUGAGGGAUGGCGAGAUUCAGUGCUGGGGGCUCCGCGUCGACUUCUUGUGUCUCUUGGCAGCUUUUCAAGAACCGCGUCACCAAGCCCAGCGAAGGAAGAUCUACCAAAGCUCCCGGUACCGGACCUCGAAUCUACUAUGCAAAAAUACCUCGCCCAGGUCGAAGUGAUCGCCCCGAAGUGUUGGGAGAAGACCCAAUCUAUAGUGAAAAGUUUUUUGGCAGGACCUGGUCCCAAGCUUCAGCAACGCCUGUUGGAUCGUAGAGAGCAGACGAUAAAUUGGGCAACAGACCUCUGGCUCAAAGACAUGUACCUCUCCGUUCCUCUGCCACUGCCCAUCAACAGCAAUCCUGGACUGGUUCUUCAACCGAAGAAAUUCACAAAUCAACGAGAAGCCGCCUGCUUUUUAGCCAAAUUUUUAAACGGACUAUUCGACUAUCAAGAACUAGCGGACAGGGACGAAUUGCCAGUAGAGCGGCUGAGAUCAACCGAUGGAAAACCCGGACAACCUUUGUGCAUGAUGCAGCAUUACAAGCUCUUUAGCAAAUAUCGUCGUCCAGGAAAAGAAUUGGAUGAGCAGCUGGUACUGGACAGAGCAUCGUCCGGUAAUCACGUCAUCGUUGUAAAUCACAAUCAGUUUUACAGCGUUCCGGUAAGGGCUUCCGACAGAGGUCGUUUGACGGAGGCAGAAUUGACCCAACAAAUUUUAAAAAUAAUGGAAAUACCAGCUGACCCGAGAACGCCGCCGGUUGGAGUAUUGACAGCAGCAAGAAGGCCCUUUUGGGCAGCCGCAAGGGAGGAAUUGGCCAAAAACGAUUCAAACAGACGUAAUCUGGAGCUGCUGGAGCGUUGCUUGUGCAUCAUUUGUCUCGACGAUGACGUGCUUCCCACCACGUUCAAUGACUCAAUUGGUAAAAAAAGGGAGGUCGGGCACUGGAUCGGUGACAGAGACGAAACGAACCUAUUCCAUCACGCGUUGCAUGGCGGGGGCUCGAGACACCUGGGGGCCAAUCGUUGGUACGACAAAACGCUACAAUUCUUCUUGGGUAAGGAUGGAGCUUGGGGAGUGAAUUAUGAACACUCAGCGGCCGAGGCACCGGCAGUAUUUGGAAUAAUCGAAAGCAUCGAGAGCCAGAUAGCCGCGAUGUCGCCACCGGAUGAGAACACCAUUCCCAGUCAUCUUCCGGCUCCGGAAAAGCUGGAAUGGCAGCUGUCCGAGCAAAGUUUGAAUGACAUCAGAGAUGCGAUGACUUCGUUCGACGCAAUGGUCGAAGACCUUGACCUCUGCGUCUUUCACUUUACGGAGUACAACAAGGACUUCAUAAAGUCCUGCAAAGUCAGUCCGGACGUCUAUAUCCAGCUAGUUUUGCAGCUGACUUACUUCAGACUGCAUGGUACCUCGGUGGCAACUUACGAGAGCGCUGGGCUUCGGAGAUUUGCCUUGGGGAGGGUUGAUUGCAUCCGAUCAGCGAGUGUCGAAGCACUGGCUUGGGCCAAAGCGAUGUGUCAAGGUGACCCUGGUGACCAACCUCCGCUAUCCGCCGUGCAGCAAGAGGAAGGCGCCAAAAGAGACCAAAAGAUACGUCAGCUCUUUGAACUCGCUGUCAAACGCCAGACCAAGGAAAUGAACGAUAACGUUUCCGGUCAUGGAAUUGACAACCACCUUUUGGGGCUACGCGAGUCAGCAAAACAAGCCGGCGAUCCAGUUCCGGAGUUGUUCACGGACGAGGCUUACCGAAGAAUCAACCGUUUUGCACUGUCCACGUCACAAAUAACCACGCUGAACGAUAUAAUGGCCGGAUAUGGACCGGUAGUUCCAGAGGGAUACGGCUGCGCCUACAACUUCCGGAAAAAUGGUGUAUUAUUUUACAUCUCCGCUUUUCACAGCGACGGCCGUACAAGCACGUCUCGAUUCGCUAAGGCUCUUGAAUCUAGCCUGCGAGCAACAGCCGCCAUGUUACAGGAUUCCCCCAAGUAAUUUAGCAGGAAGUUCAAUAAUUUCCAUGUGCAAAAAAAUGUAUGCCGCGAUUUCCAGGCUCAUUCGGCAUACGGAGUAUGUUGUUCAAUUGCGGAUCGGUUGGAAAUUGCCGAACUUGAAAAACCGUCUCUAUGAACGGAUACAAGGAUAGUUAUCUGAAUUCAGGUUUUAGCUUUCUUUUUUAGUUAAUGCAAUUUUAAAUGCAAGAAGAAGUACGAGAACAGAUGUAUAUAUAUAUAUAUAUAUAUAUAUACACACAAUAUAUAUAUAUAUAUAAUUCAGCUGUGGAAUUGGACCUCGUAUUCGUGACAAUUGUAACAAUGAAGUUGAUAAAUACCAAUUUUCUUGGUUGGCUGAUAUUUUUCAUUUUAGUUUAAUAUUGACGCAUCGUCGUUAUCCGAGGUAACCACGAGUAUCUUCUCAUCCUCGUAUUGAAAGGCAACUGUGGAAUAAUAUGUUUAUCAGAACGUCAAUUAAUGUAAUUUAUAGCCAAUCAACGAUAUCACUAUUCAUAUUCACGCGUCGAGUUGUAGGGAACAGAAAAUAAAUGUUGUACGGUCUCCGUUCAUAGCUGAGUGAACGCGUAAUUAUGCGAGAAACGCGGUUACAUCUGAUCAGCCGAGUGCGUAUAAAGACGAUCGUUAAUUCACACAAGUUCCUUCCACGAUCAUUGGUGAAAACAGUAUAUUUCGUAACAUUUCGUGGGUAGGUACAUUACAAAAGGUAUAUCUACCGAAUGAAAUUGGAGUGUAUAUAAAAGCAAAGAAGAGAGAAACGAAAAACGGAACAAGAAGAACAAGCUUAUUGUUAGACCAAUAUUAUUGUAACCUGAUACAUAUCAAUGAAAGUAUUUAAUCUGAAUAGAACUGAAUAAGUAUUAACGGAUCUAUAAUAUAUUAUUUAUUUAUUUCUUAUGUAAAGAUUGUUGGUGGAACAAACAUUUAUAAUUAUAUAGAAAUAAUAGUAAAUAUACAGAUAUAAUAUAUAUAUAUAUAUAUAUAUAUAUAUACAUAUAUAUAUACAUAUACAGAUAUAUUUAUAUAUAUACGUUAUAUUAUCGGCGAUGCAAAUUAAUAUAGUAGUCGCAGCGUGUAGCAGGCAAUAUAGGUUGAUUGUUAUUUUAGCUGUUAUCUAGUCUUUCAAAAAAAACUUUCGAGCUCUCGAAAUUCGCCGAUCUAUUGUAAUGUCCGAGAAAAACGGUACGUAAUUCCAUCGAAACGAACGAUGAUACUCCGUGUAGAUGUAAUAAAAAAAAUUACCUACAAUCGGGAUGUCUCAAGAGGUUUGAAAAAGACAAAAAAUGCAAAUGAAAAAAGGAGUUUCGUUUAGGCAGAUAUCACGUACUAAUGGUUCGGUCGUAAUUUCAAGAGCUCCAAGAGAUCUUGUCUAUUGCAGCAGCGUUAAGUGUAGCCAAUUAACUUGAUUGGCGCCCGCACAGUAAACUCUUGUCCAAUUCUUAGGUAGGUUGGCAGAUCGAAUCUUAUCCGUGAUCGCGAUCUCCGACGGUAGCACUAUUCUCUGUCUAUCACACUGUGUAAGCGUAAACGUAUGUCACGUAUCACUGUUCUUGUAAAGUUAUACGAAUUUACUCACUACUCAAGCCUGUAGGUCAACUGCAGUUAAGACGAAUCGGUUCGAUUAUAACAAGUUGUUAUUUAACCAGAAUAUUUGUGUCUCGUAAAUAGGUGCUGCGGAAUUUUACAAUUAGAUUAGGUUGUGUGAUAUUGCGAAUUAUAUGACACAGGCGUGUUUCGAACGGUCGACGAAUUACGUCAUGUUUCGUAACUUUGUACGACGUUUACCUGUUAAUUAUGUUAUCGAUUGUAUAUUUAAUUCUAUACACAUAUAUGUAUAUUUAUAUUUAUAUUUAUAUUACUGAUUUGUUAUGUAGGUGAAAAAAAAAAACACAACACAUUAUUCUAUAACACGAAAUUCUGUUCGUGCAGAUUUAAAUUUUACAUACUGCAUUGUUUACCCGUAUCAAAACAUUGUGGUAAAUUUCGAUUAGAUACCUACAUUGUACGUUCAGCUCGAGGGUCAAAAUUACCGUUCUUAUUUAUUGGAGUAUAUUUAAAAUCUGGAUUUGUUUGAAAGAAACGUAUACUGGGAAUCUAGUGAGUGAUUAAAGAAUACGAAUCUACCCUGAGCUAUCAAAGACGUAGAUAAUAUACCUCAUCUAUGUAUCUGUUAAUAUUUGCGACGGACAGAAGCGAGAUAAUUUAAAUGGUUUUUAUCAUAUUGUGAUUCUAUCAAGAUUGCUGUGACAUUUUGUUGAAUACCAUUAUCGCACAGCAAAACUUCGCGUUAUAACGUAAAAUGAUACUGUUGAUGAUCUGUUUGAAUUUACUGAAAAAUAUUAAUUUAUUCGACUGUUAUAUUUAUUAGAUAUAUCUGUCUAGAAAAAAAAAAUUUAUAAGACAAAUGUUCCUCAUAUAAUCGAACUAUAAACGAUUUGCUUGUAUAUCAUGGCUGUAUAAUAGUUAUGCAAUAUAGAUUAUAAUAUAAUACACACUAAUACACGGUGUAUGCGGUAAUAUAUCAGUAGGAUAAUGAUGAGAAAGCUCUUAUACUCUCGGACGAAGAGUGCGACAACGUGUACUUAAAUUACAUUGUGUAGAUCGCAAUGAAGGCUAGAAAUCAUGUAUUGUCGUAACGGUUAAAGUAAUCGAUGUUCAAAUAUUACCCAGCUUUUUACAUACAUAUCUAAUAUCGUGCCGUCGAAUGCGCAGUAAUAAUUUGUGAACAGUCUGCAUAAGCCUUGCAUCUUCGUAAAUUCUACAUUUCGCCUGGCUGCAGUAAUUUGUUGAUCCUAGUCGCGGUGAAAAAUGCUAUAAUACCAAAUCACGAUCGUGAAAAUGAAAAACAUUAAUUCUAUCAUUAAUAAAUGAUCCCGAUUUUCUAUACAUCUAUUUCUCACAGACUGCAGCUUGGCAGUUAUGAAUUAACAUUGCGUUACGAAUUCCACACACAUUUCCGAUUGUUGAACAAAUAUAUUAUAAACUUUCCACAGCACUGUGUUGAGAUCCGACGUGAAACUCCUAAACGAUAAGGUCUAAUAUGUGCGAUGCACUAAUUUCGGCCUGUAUGACCGCACUGAUUUGACAUUUAUUGCUAGUGCGAAAAAUUUAUACUGAAACGGUAUUUCAUCACCCGUCUAAAAAGUACCACACUUUUACAGAUUCACGGUGGAUUUUUCCAGAAAUAUUCCAGAAGUAAAUUAUAAAAUUAUACAAGGAUGACUAAUUUUAUCAGUUUGAUGAGCAAAUUUAUUUCAAUGUCAUUGUAAUUUUUGGAAAUUUUAUUUAUUUAGCUGUUUUUCGUUUUUUUUUUUUUUUCUAAUUUUCCAAAGAAAUUCACAAAAUUUAUAACGAAAGAUUCGCUCAAAUGUUCUCACGCUAUAAUAGAAUUAAUCAUCUGCCGCUUCUUUACGUUCUUCUGCAACGUAUUUGAAGUUUCAAAACAUAUUUCGGAUUUCAUACGGAAACGUGGAAAGAAUUUUAUUUUUAUCUGGAAUUUCGUUUGAUCACGUGAAUUGAAAAGCUACAGCGUUACAUUGUAAUUGUAACAGAAGCGCUGUAACGUAUUACGAAAAUGGUCAAGCCGUAUAUACGUAGAUGUCUAUAAUAGCUAAGAGCAUGAGCUCAGAUAAAACGAUAGUCCUUAAAAGAGAUACCAAAUACAUAUCGCUAAUUAUUAUUGUAAUCGCUUCGAUGCGGCCAGGAAUAUCACGUACAUAUCAGGCGUAAAGCCGUUUCGUAUCAGUGAAUAAUUCUAUUACCUAGAUUAUACCAAUUACCAAUUAGAGUAUAACUGUACGCUAAUGUAUUAUUGUGAUGAAAGGGAGUGUGAAAUUCAUAUUCAAGUGAGGAAAUCAACGCAACGUAAGUAGUACGUCAAUUAAAAAAAGAAGAAAGAAAACGAACAUCAUUUCUUAAGUGAAAUACACUUCAAGUGUGGCAUUUGUUGCAUGUGGAAAAUCUGCAACUCACUGCAAUACAGUACAUUCAGAGUUCUUCGUUUAAAUGUUUAGUAUUUUCGCUUUUACAGGUUUCUAAGUCUUUUCAUUUUCACACAAGACCGUCAAUAUUUUCGUAAUAAAUGAAGCUAUGCAAAAUAUUUUCAGACCACACUCAAACACGCUAUUAAAUGAUCAUUGCACUAUUGCACGAAAGAUAUUUCGUUGAACAGAAAUAGUGAUAUUCGAAAAAGAGUUGCAAGAUUUGUCGUUUUUUAAAGCGAACCCAACGCAGCUUCACCUUGUGAUAAGUAUCCGUACUGUAUUCUCACUGAAAUGUAACUCGCACGUAACCACUUCCUGUUUGUACAGAAAGUAUACAAAUCAUACCUCUAAGAAGUAAAAUAUAUGAUAUAUACAUAUACAUGAAUGUACGCCUAUAAAUGUGAAUAAAGUUUGUUGCAGUAUUUAA